GCUGCUCGCCGUACUGUAAUCAUAUGAUCUGGGAUCGAGACCCGCCGCUGAACACCGACACGCCGGGCGGACACUGACGGAGCAGCCGGGCGGAGGACACCAGUUGAUGGGCCACUCCUGUCGUUUCUCUGCAGCCGUUGAAGAAGCAAGUGAAGUGCGUGUGAAGUGAAAGCGCCGAAGUCUCAAAAAGAAAAAGAAAAAGGGAGCCAGAAAAAAAGAAAAAAGAAGAAGAAGAACUUUUUUCAAACUCCGGACAGAGUUGGACCCGGGAGGAGGGGCGGGGGUCGCGCGGGUGGGUGGCGUUGGUGGUGGAGGGAGGGAGAGAAGCGCAGUCCGUUCCACCGGGGGCUGAGAUCCAAGUUCGAUCAGCUAACGGAGAGGCGGUCCGCGGGUCCCCGGGGGUCCCCUUCGCAUCGCUUGUGUCCGGGCGCGUGCGCGUGAGCGCGUGUGUGUGGUGGUCGUGAGUUCCCCCCCCCCCCCCCCUCCCUCACACAAAGUUUCUCCACUAACAUUCAGCGAGGUCACUUCACCGCAGAAGUUGAAGCCAUGGUCGGGGAGACAGAGGUGAAGGAGAGGCCCAAGUCCAACCCGGACUACCUGAUGCAGCUGAUGAACGACCGCAAGGUGAUGAGCUCGCUGCCCAACUUCAGCGGCAUCUUCACGCACCUGGAGCGGCUGCUGGACGAAGAAAUCGGCAGAGUACGCAAGGACAUGUACAACGACACGGUGAACGGCGGCAUGUUCAACGGGCGGGACAUGGAGGAGCUUCCCGAAGCCAUCGGCCCCGUGGCUCAGCUGCAGGAGAAGCUCUACGUGCCCGUCAAGGAGUAUCCCGACUUUAACUUCGUAGGGAGGAUCCUGGGCCCACGUGGACUCACAGCAAAACAACUGGAGGCAGAGACCGGAUGCAAGAUCAUGGUGCGAGGAAAAGGCUCCAUGAGAGACAAGAAGAAGGAGGAGAUGAACCGAGGGAAGCCCAACUGGGAGCACCUCAGCGAGGACCUCCACGUCCUGAUCACAGUGGAGGACACGCACAACCGGGCCAAGAUCAAACUCCAGCGGGCCAUCAACGAGGUCAAGAAGCUUCUCGUGCCAGCUGCUGAGGGGGAGGACAACCUGAAGAAAAUGCAGUUGAUGGAGCUGGCGAUCCUCAAUGGGACCUACAGAGACGCCAAUGUCAAGACGCCCACCGCCGGCUUCCAACUAGGGACGCCUCAGGGGCCUCGGAUCAUCACGGGCCCGGCGCCCGUCCUGCCUCCUUCCAUGCGCAACCCCACCCCCGUCAACACGCCGACCCUCAUGCCUCUGAUUCGUCAGAUCCAGAGCUCCGCCCUCAUGCAGGGAGGCAACCCGCACCCUACGCUGUUGCAGCAGGGGCCCGAAUCCGGAAUCAUCUACACGCCCUACGAGUACCCCUACACACUCACGCCCUCCAUAUUGGAAUACCCGAUUGACUCAACUGGAGUUUUAGUCCCUUCUUCCUGUGUUUUUGCAGCAGGUGCCAUGACCACUAAGGUACGACGCCACGACAAGAGAAUCCAUCCUUACCAAAGGGUAGUGACCCCAGACAGAGCUGCCACGGCAACUAACCCAUGACCCCUUGACCUUCUGACCUUUCCGCCCACUGAUGACCCGCCCAUCUCUGCCCGCUGGCCUGCUCAUUGGCCCGCGGGCCCCGUCACUCUCCCGGCCCGGCCAACCAGACCAGCACAUUAGGAUCAUCCCGGCAGCUUCUGUCUAACCAGCCAACCGGACGACAGCGAUCAUGGGAAUAAAGCUCAGGACUCCGCCCAUCACCAAGUCCCAACCUAAACGUUACCAAACGUGCCUUCCUUCCAAAAGCCCAACGCCAGUCAUAAAUCCUAAUCUCAUAACAGUUGUUGCCAUCAUAACCAGUAGACUUAACCGGGGCCAGGCCCGAACCUGGUGAAGAGCUCCUAAACCGAUCCCCGGCUCUCCCCUCAUUCUAUGUGACGCAAUAAUUAUGACUGCAUCAAUAACAUGGUAACUGUACGGAUAAUAGUGAUACUUGUGUAGCGCGGAAACCCUCCAUGAACACUAAAAACAAACGAGACAUGUUGAUAUUUUUAAACAUCUUUCCAGUUCAGGCACCUCUUACUUCCCUUCUCUAUCAGGGGGAAGCUUAUUUUCAGGACCAACCGUUUUAAUUAUUGUAUAUAUCAAAGUUGGUUUUAGGAUAAUGAUAUAUCAACCCACUUCCCCUUCACUUGUAUCGACAAUAUAUGGCUCCGGUAAUGUCUGAAAUGCCACUAGUGUUUUUAAAAGUGUGUCAGAGACUCCCAGUUGUCCUUGACGCGUUGGGAAAAAAAGAAAAAAGCAAGAGGUGCUCGUUAAGGACAAACUAGAGUUCAAAAUGCCAAAGUAUCUCUUACUUUUUCCUAAUAAGUAAUGAAUCCCAAUACUAAGUCAACACACGCAGUGUAAAGGCCAAGUCUGUACGGUGCAGACCGCGCACACAGAAGGAAGGUUGCAAUUCUUUUGUCUGAGCCGAGGAGACCUACACAACGAUGCCUUUGCCUUUUUCACACUACAGUAUUGUAUGAGCUUGAACAACAGUGCCUUUAUUUAUUUUAGAGCAAUGGAACAAAGAUACACCUAAAUCUCCUGCUACCACAUUGUGGGUUUGUGCCCAACAUGAAAUUAUGUCCUUUGGGUUUAUGCAGAUUAUUUGUAAUUUCUGCAUUUGAUGUCUUUAAACCCAUAACUCUUCUUAAUUCAGAUUUUUGUGCCAAAAACGAAACAGUGGGUCAUUUGAAUCGGAGGUUUGAUGCGGUAUUGCAGCUACAUGUCUGAAUUGUAUGAGUGAGGUUUGGAUACCUCGAGAGGACAGUGUUAUAUUUCAUCUUUUUUUGUUUGUUUGUUUGAUUGAUUGUUUUGUUGGAGAUUAAGUCGUACUAUAUUCAUGCAUGAGUAUCCUUUGAUUCAGAAGGUGUGGUUCAUUUAUACACACGUAAACACACAAACCAACUAACGCCUUGACGUAAAAAAAAAAAGGAGAAAAGAAUCAUGGAGCCGUGAUAUCUGUAACAAGUUUCUAAUGUAUUUUUAUAUUCUAUUUUGUACCUGAAAAUAACAUUAAAUGAACUUUUCAGAUAAGAACAUUAUGCCUUAUUACAAAGAGUAAUUGGAUGAAUAUAACUUUCCCGUGUGUCAUAAUAAUCCUGUCCUGAUAUAUUGACUCUCUGUAUUAACUUGAGCCUUUGAGAUCCACAUUGCUUGCCCUCUGUGCCUUCUGUAUACUAUGAGUGUGACAAUUAACAGUGUAGUACAACAUUAAUAUACUCUUCAGUGCCAAGGUUACUAACGGUUACCACUUCUGUGAUUAUUAACCACUUUACUGGUAUCUGUCUCUGCUUCGGAUUCCUUCCAAAAAAAAAAAGUGUGUCUAAAAAAAAAAAAAAGAUGUGUUGAACUAUCAACGUUUAACUUUUAAAGUGAGAAGGAAUAACUUUGUACACUAUUAAACUCAUAGUUGUAAAACUAA
This is a messenger RNA of Gasterosteus aculeatus aculeatus (three-spined stickleback), 3505 nucleotides long. RefSeq names its product QKI, KH domain containing, RNA binding 2 (gene qki2). Gene Ontology annotation, molecular function: mRNA binding. Gene Ontology annotation, cellular component: nucleus. The record is from RefSeq and is a predicted model, not a curated record. Gene Ontology annotation, biological process: regulation of mRNA splicing, via spliceosome. Lineage: Eukaryota; Metazoa; Chordata; Actinopteri; Perciformes; Gasterosteidae.